CAUCGAUGCAAUUCGGGAAAAAAAGGAAAACGUGGGAACUGGAAUAUCCCCACUUCUCCGCGGAACCCCCCACCAUUUCUCCUCUCUGCUCUCAAGCUCGCUCGCACCAAUGGCCGGCUCCCGGCUCGUCCAUCUCUUCCUUCUCAUCCUCUUCUUCCCCUCCCUCCGCGCCGCCCCCAACACCACCGCCGUGGUGUCCAGGAUCGCAUUUGGCUCCUGCGCCAACCAGAGCGCGCCCCAGCCCGUGUGGGAGGCCAUCGUGGGGUUCGACCCGCAGGUCUUCAUCUGGCUCGGGGACAACGUCUACGGGGACAACAAGCGCCCGUUCCGGGUGUUCGGGAGGGAGCGCACGGUGGGGCCCUGGAGGAACGUGCCGCGCUUCUACCCGGCGACCGAGGAGGAGCUGCGCCGGAAGUACGAGCUGGCCAAGGCUAACCCGGGGUACGCCAAGCUGAGGGAGAGGGCUAGGGUCAUUGGAACAUGGGAUGACCAUGAUUAUGGAGUGAAUGAUGCAGGAAAGGAAUAUAGUGGAAAAGUGUUAUCCCAAAGGCUUCUAUUAGAUUUCCUGGAUGAAGACGAAGACAGCCCACGGAGGAAACAAGCAGGUGUUUAUGCCUCAUACAUGUUUGGCCCCGAAGGAAAACGUGUAAAGGUAAUAAUGUUGGACACCAGAUAUCACAGAGACCCACUCUUAAGUGAUGGAACUAUACUUGGAGAUCCUCAGUGGCAGUGGCUGGAGAGGGAGCUACGUGGUCCUCAGUCAGAGAUGACCAUCAUUGGAUCUUCAAUUCAGGUGGUGUCCAAUCUUUCUGCCACCACUCGACCUUUGUUCUAUGUGGAGUCUUGGGCACGCUUUCCGAGGGAAAGAGAACAGCUGUUUAGACUGAUCGAUAGCAGUAAGAGAAAUGGGGUCUUAUUUAUUAGUGGUGAUGUUCAUUUUGGAGAAAUCGCUCGUUUUGACUGCGGUGUUCAAUAUCCAUUGUAUGAUAUUACCUCGAGUGGUCUUACUCAGUCUGUCGAGAAUUCUGUACCAGCAAUAUUUCAAUCUGUUAUGAGACUUCUGGCUUGGCUGACACCAACCCCCAUGCGAGUCUUCAGCCCUAACUGCCGUCACAAAUCAUGCUCAUAUGGUCAGCCAAAUUUUGGAGCAAUCGAAAUAGAUUGGAAUGCAGUAACUCCAUGGGUUAAAAUUGAACUAAGAGAUUUACAGGGCAAUUCCGUUGAUGGUGUGGAGUUCCCUAUAUCUGAGCUGAAGCCAUCAAAUGCACAUGCAAACAAAAAAGAAGGGCAUUCUUUUGAAGCACAUUGUAGUCUCGAAACAGAGCUUCCAUGGCUGGUACGGUACCGCCUUGCGAUGCUGUUCUUUGGCACCAUUGCCGUUUUUGUCGUUGCUUUGGUGCUUGUCGGAAUCGCUUGCUGUUCAGCUACUAAAAUGUUUACUAGGAAGUGCAAGAUGGCAUAGCUACACAUGACAGUGGACAAGAGCAGAGACUUUUCGAUCUGACUAGUGUUGGACACUGACCAGGUGAGCAGGGAUGUUGAUUGGCCAAGGAUCAACAUGACACUUACUUGAUUGUGAAUAUAGCACGCUGUGAGCACAUACUGGAAAGUGUAACGAAGCUGUGACGAGUCUUCAUAUAGGUGGAGAAAUGAUGCCAUGGAAAUCCGUUUGGUUGGCAAUGAAUGAACAAAUAUACGGGUUUAUUUGUUUGUUUUCUA
Molecule: messenger RNA, 1719 nt
Organism: Triticum urartu
Lineage: Eukaryota; Viridiplantae; Streptophyta; Magnoliopsida; Poales; Poaceae
Product: Calcineurin-like metallo-phosphoesterase superfamily protein
Source: RefSeq, a predicted model, not a curated record